UGGCUCAGCGUCGUCCAGAUUUGGCCGGUGUAGGCCAUCAUUGCAAAGAAGAAUGUGUUCUUAUUAACUGACUUGCCUACUUAAAUAAAGAUUCCAUUUUUUAUAUAUUUUUUUAAAGAAACAUCCCACAACAUUGAAAGUCUUGAACGAGCCCAAGACAGCGCGUCAUACAAGUCAGAUGAGCCAAGUCAUAUGACCUAUGCCAGCUAACGGAAGCAGAGGAAAACAAAGCACCACUCAGCUGCGGUAGCGUAUAACGUUAAUCUGUUGAUUUCAUGAUUAGUUAGUUGAACUAACUAUUGUUAAGACGCAGCAAUGUAGCAAGCUGAUUUACCGCAAAUGAAUAUGGCACAUUGCUGUUAGUUCAGCAAGGCCCGUGCCCUGAAGAUGGCAGAUAAUAACUUUCUUUCAGUCUUGGUCAUAACACUCUGUACGGUCAUUACAUGUGAUGGGAGUGUAUCCCUGUCUGCUCCAGCCACUGUAAAUCUGGAGGUCAAAGGUUCAGCCAAUAUCACCAUAACACCUAGCUCUCCUCUUAAUGUGUCCGCACUUAUUUCUUUUAACUUCACUGACUCCUCUGCAAAUGUUACCUCGAUACUUCAACUGCCUCAGCAGGUACAAUUGCCUGCAAAUGCCAUAUUAGGCACAUUUGAGGUUCGUGCAGAGCAUGUGGGUCAGGUGACUGCCUAUUUAUACAGUAACAACAAUGACAUUGCAAGCUUUAAGACCAGAAUCCGUUUCUUGGUCAUUAGAAGCAACAUCAUCGAUAUCAUUAACCAAUUAAUUGGUUGGAUUUACUUCCUUGCAUGGUCUAUCUCAUUCUACCCUCAAGUAUAUGAGAACUGGAGAAGAAAAAGUGUGGUGGGGUUGAACUUUGAUUUCCUGGCACUCAACUUGACAGGCUUCAUUGCGUACAGUGUCUUCAAUGUAGGCCUCUUCUGGGUUCCGUACAUGAAGGAAGAGUUUGUGAAGAAAAAUCCAAACGGUGUGAACCCAGUGGAUGCCAAUGAUGUGUUUUUUAGUCUUCAUGCAGUUGUGCUGACAGUUGUGUAUAUCUGUCAGUGUGCCAUCUACGAGAGAGGAGGGCAGAAGUUGUCCAAGAUCGCUAUUGGCCUUCUGGUGAUUGGGUGGACAUUUGCCCUUGUCACCCUCUUUGUUGCUGUGGCCAAUAAGAUCACCUGGCUGGAAUAUCUCUAUUAUUUCUCCUACAUUAAGUUAGGAGUCACCCUCGUCAAAUACAUCCCACAGGCCUACAUGAACUACCAAAGACAAAGCACGGAAGGGUGGAGCAUUGGCAAUGUGUUGCUGGACUUCACAGGAGGCAGCUUCAGUCUCAUUCAGAUGAUCCUUCAGUCGUAUAACAACAAUGAAUGGAAGCUCAUCUUUGGCGACCCCACAAAGGCUGGACUUGGUUUGUUAUCCAUAUUCUUCGAUGUGGUGUUCAUCUUUCAGCACUACUGUCUAUACCGGCAUAAAACACAUUACGAGCCUAUGGGUGACCAGAAAUAGGCUAAUAACCUCUCACUCUCUACCUCUGCCAGUGAAACUGGGGCCAAAUGACUUCCUAUAGGGAUUUAUUCUAUGCAGUGUUCACAGCCACUGAAUGAAAAGCUAUUUCAACAUAGGGCCUUUGCUUAAAAAUUAUUUUUUUUCUCCAAAUGAUUGUUUAGGAUAAUAGGGAUUUAUUUUUGUUCCAUAAUUUGUGAAGAAAUGAUUAGUUAUGGUUUGAUACCACUAAGGGAGGGACUCUGUAAUCUUUUUAAAAACUGACUGUAUAGGCCUAUCACUUUUACAUCUGUCAAAGCAAUAGUUCAUUUUAUACAAUACAAUUGUUUAUUUUGAAAUGUGUUCUUUAAUUGAAAGGUAAUUUCUAUUUUGAAAUGUAACUAGAACAUCAUGCUUUAUUGUCAAAUUAGUAAAAUGUUUUCCACGAA
Molecule: messenger RNA, 1934 nt
Organism: Oncorhynchus mykiss (rainbow trout)
Lineage: Eukaryota; Metazoa; Chordata; Actinopteri; Salmoniformes; Salmonidae
Product: cystinosin
Biological process (GO): L-cystine transport
Cellular component (GO): lysosomal membrane
Molecular function (GO): L-cystine transmembrane transporter activity
Source: RefSeq, a predicted model, not a curated record